AUGGCCUCUCCAUCCGUCCACCACCUCUUCCAUGCGCCCAUCAGCGAUCAUUCUUUCUCCCAGGAUCACUCCACAUUGGCCGUCACACGCGAUAACACCGUCGACCUCUAUUCCGCCCAGAACAACUCCUUCGUCCUGUCUGACUCCCUCCGCGGCCACGACAAAACCGUCACAGGUGUUGAUAUUGCCCCCAACUCUGGCAAAAUCGUCACCUGCUCUCAGGACCGCAACGCCUAUGUCUGGGAACCCAACCCCACCACCGGCCAGUGGAAGCCCACGCUUGUCCUCCUGCGUAUCAACCGUGCCGCUACUUGUGUGAGAUGGUCCCCUUCGGAAACAAAGUUCGCCGUGGGAAGUGGAGCCCGCAUUAUUGCAGUCUGCUACUUCGAAGAGGAAAACGACUGGUGGAUCUCGAAGCAUCUUAAGAAACCUCUCCACUCUACUGUUACUAGUGUGGCAUGGCAUCCCAAUUCCGUGCUCUUGGCGGCUGGAAGUACUGAUGGGCAUGCGAGGGUAUUUAGUUCGUUCAUCAAGGGCAGCGAUGAGAGACCAGAGCCGAGCGUGUGGGGUGAGCGAUUGCCCUUCAACACCGUCUGUGGUGAGUACAUGAACGGCACCGCAGGAUGGGUGCACGCUGUUGCAUUCAGUCCGAGCGGCGAUGCUCUUGCUUUCUCGGCCCAUGAUUCGAGCAUUACCAUUGUGUACCCCUCUGCACCGGAGCAGCCUCCCAAGGCGGUCAUCAGCAUCGCUACACAGGGUCUACCUUUCGCAGAUCUCAUUUGGAUUUCAGAGGGCGCAAUCGUGUGUGCUGGAUAUGAUUGCGAGGUCAUGAAGUUCGAGGGAAGCGAUGCUGGAUGGGCCAUGACUGGUAGCCUGGAGAAGGAAGGCAAGAAGGGUGAGGUGAAGGAGGAGAGUGCUCUGAACAUGUUCCGCAGUAUGGACUUGAAGGGACGAAGCGGUGGUGGUGCAGCUGAAGACACCAAAUUGAGGACGGUGCAUCAAAACACUAUCAACUCGUUGCGAGCCUAUGCCGGUAGCAGCGAGCAGGUUGCACAGGUCAGCACAGCGGGGGUAGAUGGACGUGUUGUUGUUUGGAGCUUGUAG
Molecule: messenger RNA, 1104 nt
Organism: Ramularia collo-cygni
Lineage: Eukaryota; Fungi; Ascomycota; Dothideomycetes; Mycosphaerellales; Mycosphaerellaceae
Product: probable Arp2/3 protein complex subunit sop2
Exons: 1
Coding region: 1-1104 (367 amino acids)
Biological process (GO): Arp2/3 complex-mediated actin nucleation
Cellular component (GO): actin cytoskeleton; Arp2/3 protein complex
Molecular function (GO): actin filament binding
Source: RefSeq, a predicted model, not a curated record